GCGCGGACAAGGCAACAAAUUUCAGCACUAAUGUAAGCCCCUGUCAAAACCAUUAGCCAACGUUAACAGAAUUUGCUCACUAACAAAAGUUGGCCUGCUUAACUGAAAACAGUACACGUCGACAAGGGGCAGUGAACUUGACAUGGUAUGCUGAGGUGGGGAGUCUGGGGACCUAUGCACUAUGGCAGAGUCACUUGCCAUCCAGGACCAUUCAACAGAAGCAGAACUAUGCACCAAUGAAAUAAAAGACAUUGAGUCCUUUGAGACAGAAGGAGCCAACCAGAGAUUGAAAGUCGACCACUUGCUUUUCACCACUGAAAGACACCAAAAAUGUUACUUCUGGUUUUGUGAAGAGUGCAAAGACAAUUUUAUUGAUGAAUGCCCCACACAUGGCCCUCCAGUUUUUGUGCCUGACACCCCUGUGCCAGUGGGUGUCCCAAACCGUGCCGCCCUUACUACCCCUAGUGGCAUUGAGGUCAUUCAGGGAGGCAGUGAGGUGGACGUGUACUGCGUAGACAAAGACAUUCCUAGGGGGGCACUAUUCGGUCCUUACCAGGGUGAAGUGGUGUCACAGGACAAGUCCUCUGGUUUCUUCCCCUGGAUGUUGGUGGACAAAAACAACUCAUACAAAUCCAUUGAUGGUAGCGACGAAACCAAAGCCAACUGGAUGAGGUAUGUCCGAAACUCUUCAGAGGACGUUGAGCGAAACCUGACAGCCUUCCAGCAUGGCGAGCACAUCUACUUCCGGGUGUGCCGGGACCUGUCAGUGGGAGAGAGGCUUCGGGUAUGGUACAGCGAUGACUACAUGGACCGAUUACACCGCAUGUCCCAGGACACCAUUGACAGCAACAUGGCCACAGUUGAAAAGGACUCACGAGUGUGGUCAAGUCCCUGGAAUGUUACAGCACGGGACCGGGAGGCCAACCAGGCCCUCAUCGAGCACUACGGGUGCCCAGAGAUCCAGGGCCUACUGAACGACCGGACAACCAGAACCAAGCAUAUCUUUGAGAUCAUCGCCAGUCGGAUGGAGGCACAGGGCUUCCUGAUCAGUGAGAACUCCUGGCAGGCUGGCAAGCGAUGCUUCCAAAAGUGGCGCAACAUGGAGCGCACGUACAAAGACUAUGUGCUGGCGUCCAGGAGGACUGACGCUGGACGCAAGAAACAGCCCGAGUUCUUUGACCAGUUCCAUGCACUCAUGGGCCAGAGGCUGAGCUCCAAGCUGGCUGCUGCUGACACCCCAGCCAGGGCGUUGACCAAGCUGAAGCCUAAAGCUGUAGCACCAACUCCAAGCCUGCCCCUCUAUGCUAUUGUAGGCCAUCCAGUCAACCUCGGUAUCCCCUCCACCUCCAGCCCAGAGUCAGAGAUUGGAGUCUAUGAAGGCACCACUGAGCCUGAACCGCUAGCCAGGAAGUCCAGGAGCGAACGGUUCCCACAUCCCAAGAUACUCCAGUCAAAUGCGGAGGAGGAGAGGACAGAGAAUCAACUCCAAAAGGGGAGGAGGAGGUCAUGGCUUGGGGAUGACAGAGCUGCUGAGAACGGUGGGUCCCUGCCUGUGUGGUCGGAGCGGAAAGUGAUCAGUCAGGACAUUGAGGCAACGGAGGCUUUAGUAGAGCUGUACAGCUCUCCAGAGAUCCAGGGACUGAUCAGGGAGAACAAGACCCGAACCAAGAGGAUCUUUGAGAUCCUAGCUAGCAGGCUGAAGGAGCAAGGCUUCCCCAUCAGUGAUGUGCCUGAGCAGGCGGGGGAGCGAUGCUUCCAGAAGUGGCAGAACCUGUCGAGGGCGUACAAGGAGUACGCCCUCCACCCAGAGAAGGCUGACAUGGCCAAGAGGAAGCUUCCAGCCUACUUCAACAGGCUCCAGGACCUCAUAAGCCACCGGCUCAGCCUUCAACUAUUUGAAGACUCCCCCGAGCCUGAUGGCAGCAUGGGAGAUGCUGAGGCAGAUGCAGGGGUUGAGGACAUAAGCCAGAAUCUGUUACACAUUGUGGAGGUGCCAGCGAGCCCCAUUGACAUUGUCAGUCCCCCCUCCACUUCUGCCUCCGUCUCCUCUUCACAAAGAGGAAACCACCUCCAUGUUAGACCUAGUGGGCGAAAGAGAAGGAGGAUGGCAGAUAUAUUGGAUGUCUUUCAGGGUUAUAGGGAGGAGGACAAACGAUUGCAAGAAGAGAAGGAAAGGAGGGCAGAGGAGCGCUUUAAUCAGCUGCGAAGCCUUCUGCAGCAACAGCACACCGAGACUAAGGCGGUGAUGAGAGAACUGAACAAUUCCAUGAAGACGAAUUGAAAAAAAAACCUAUGAUAUAUAUAUAGUUUGGACACACCUACUCAUUCAAGGGUUUUUCUUUAUUUUUACUAUUUUCUACAUUGUAGAAUAAUAGUGAAGACAUAACAACUAUGA
Molecule: messenger RNA, 2395 nt
Organism: Salmo salar (Atlantic salmon)
Lineage: Eukaryota; Metazoa; Chordata; Actinopteri; Salmoniformes; Salmonidae
Molecular function (GO): protein binding
Source: RefSeq, a predicted model, not a curated record